Fusarium vanettenii 77-13-4 is the source of this 819-nucleotide messenger RNA. RefSeq lists its product as uncharacterized. Gene Ontology annotation, biological process: mitochondrial citrate transmembrane transport. The transcript is spliced from 2 exons. The record is from RefSeq and is a predicted model, not a curated record. Lineage: Eukaryota; Fungi; Ascomycota; Sordariomycetes; Hypocreales; Nectriaceae. Gene Ontology annotation, molecular function: tricarboxylate secondary active transmembrane transporter activity. The annotation marks the transcript as partial.
UACCCGACCGAAUACGUCAAGACGCGAAAGCAACUGCUCGGCGCAUCUUCACCAUCACCUCUUCGACUUCUCAUCACGGCUGUGAGAGAUCAUGGCGUUGGUAUUCUGUAUACUGGAGCUGGGGCUUUUUGCGUUUCCAAUGCCUCAAAGUCGGGCAUCAGAUUCUUAACGUUUGAUGCGAUCCGAAAUAAGCUACCCCGGGAUCGCAAGACAGGCAAGCCUACAAGUUCGUCAAAUAUGCUUGCUGGGGUUGCGGCCGGAGUGGCAGAAAGUAUCACCGUCGUGACUCCAGGCGAAAGCAUCAAGACAAAGAUUGUUGAAGACAGAGCAGGCUCUCGCGCAUUCAAGUCAACUGGCGAUGCCAUGCGGUGGAUGGCUUCCAAUCAGGGUAUAAGCGGUUUCUACCGUGGAGUGGUACCAGUGACGAUGAAGCAAGCGUCGAAUGCCCUGGUCAGGUUUGCAUCUUAUCACGCGAUGUUUGACUUGAUAGAACCGCGCUUGAAAGAGGUGGGUCAAGUGAGCCUUACAGCUUCGAUGGCUGGAGCAUCGGCUGGCGUUGUCACUGUAUAUGCUACAAUGCCCUUUGAUACCAUCAAGACCAAGAUGCAGAGUGUAUCAACAGGGAGUGGGAAACAAGGAACUUUGCAUAUCCUCACUGCUAUCAUUAGGGAAUCCGGCGUCGCAGGAUUAUGGAAGGGUACAACGCCUCGACUGGUGAGACUGAGCGUGUCAGGAGCAAUGAGCUUCUCAAUCUAUCAAAACGUGCUGGAUUUUAUGGAAACCCCUAUAGCCAUUCAGCCAAAGCCAGCGAUUCUUUGA